AUGCCUCUCGACAUCGAAAUCCUGCCAAGACGAGCCGCCGUCAACCUCGCCCGUACGACCGAGAGAAAGCCAUCUCAGACCAACACCGUUGAGCUUCACGUGUUUUGCGAUGGGUCGUUCAAGCGGGGACGCAAGUCCCGAGCAGGUAUUGGCAUUGUUGUCAACAUCUGGCUCCCACGAGAACACGCAAAACGACGCACAUCGAAGGCUUGCUUCAUACCAUUCUGUCCUCCUGGGGGCAACCACCGCAUAGAGGCAUUCGCACUGGCCGAGGGAGCCUACGUCGCAGUCGACCAGAUCUUCAGCCUCAUGACCCAGAACCUCAUAGUCUCCACUGACAAGUUUGAGAUCAUCUUUUGGUCAGACUCCAAACGGGUGUUGGGCAGUUUGGAAACCCCAAGACGAUACGCAGUCCUCGCGAGGAAAAUGGAACACAUUCUUCACAUCAUCGAGCUCAAGGCUCGCGACCUGCAGGACUUGAGGUCGGUCGUGUCUCUCAAGUUUCGCUGGUGCCCCGGAGAAUGUGUCGAGCCGCACAAGACAGCUGAUCAUCUGUCCAAGAAAGUCAGAGACUCAGGCGGCAGAACCCCGUCCAAAGCCCUGGACCUCUUCAAGCGCCUCCCUCACAGUGCCAUAGAGUCUGCGCUUCGCCGACAACGCGACCCUCCCUCCCCAACGCCUCCUACAAGCCCAUCGUCUCAUUUGCUUCAAGAAAGCUCUAACAUGACUGACAAAGCCAUCUCCUUGGUGCCGGACACCUACAUUGUCUUAGAGGAUGUCAAAUCGAAGGCUAACAUUCCCGACGCGCUUCCAUCCUCUCCAAUUGCACCCCCAGCCCCACCACCGACGCCGAAUCUAUCCGCCGCCGAGCCCGUCGCUUCACACAUCUUGCACCGAGCUGCCGUUUCUUCUCGUUUCUUCAGCAUCAUUGCUGGCACAGUCACGUGUCUUCCGUCGCAUCAGCGCUCAGACAUGCGCCACGCGAUUCGUCAGCAGAAAGAGGCGAACAAGAAGUGGCAAACCGUUGGCUUGACUCUACCAGAGGAUCCAAAGGAGGACAACCCGCUAGGCUACUCGAGGAACCCUAAUCCAUUCGCUAUCAUCCAGGCUGCCGCUCUGGAGCUCCCGGACAGUGAAAAGGAAGAUCUACUGGCAGCAAUCGACCUACAAAAGAAGAAAAAUGCGCACAUAGCUGAGACGCGAGCUCUAGGUGAAGGCUACGAGUCACAUAUCAGGGAGGAAAGCGAGAUGGGCGAUGAGCCCGAGGUCAUUGAAGCGCCACGCCAGGGCCGCUUGAAGACUGUGUGGCACUGGGUCGAACGCAAGCUCACGGGCCUGUAG
Molecule: messenger RNA, 1341 nt
Organism: Diaporthe amygdali
Lineage: Eukaryota; Fungi; Ascomycota; Sordariomycetes; Diaporthales; Diaporthaceae
Exons: 1
Coding region: 1-1341 (446 amino acids)
Molecular function (GO): nucleic acid binding
Source: RefSeq, a predicted model, not a curated record